GUCCAGUUUCCUGGGCUUAACUGCACCCCUGUAACAGCUGCUGAGUACUCUGUACCUCUCCAGGGUCUGUCACACUCUUUGAGCUGGGACUAAGACCUUCUGAGUGUAAGCUGUAGAUAGCUGUGCUUCCAGAGGGCUUCCAGAGGGUGUGCGGGACACCUGGAAAUUGCAGGUGGCUUCUUUCCUUCUCCCACCGCAAGAGACAGCUGUGCUGUGUGUUUGCCUGGGUACAUGUGUGCAUAGAAGGAAUGCAGAGCCAGCUAGGACUCUGUGUGACUUGGAGUGGGUGGGGAAAUGAGCACAGAGAGAUCUUGGAAGAUUCCCUCUCCUCUUCAACUUCCUGCCUGAAUCUUCCUUUAGCAAAUCUUGAAGCAGGCCCCAAGGGGCUGGGAAAAUUGUUAAAGUAAGAGAGAUCUGAAUGGUUCUAGGUAGAGGUGAAGAAGCCAGGGAUAGAGGAUAUGCUCUGUGCGGGUGCUGGUUUUGGAGCUGGUUUCUGUGGAGGGAGGAGGGGCUGGGACUCGAUCUCAGGGAGGGAGACCAAGGAGCCUGGGUUGGGAGGAAUCCCUUGCAUUCCUGGGGCCAGCAGAAGGAGGGAGAGCUGACACUGGGCAGAGCAGGAGUGGGCAGAAGGGAUAAAUGUUCCACUGAUGGCUUCUCCUUCCCCUGGCAAUGGGCUGGCAGGUCUUACCACCCACUGGUGGGCUCUAUGAGUACAGAAGCUAUGUCUACCUCUACUGUCUUCUUCAGCGUUUGGGCCCACAUGGUGCGUGGGGCUAGUGAACCUUCAGCAAUGACUUUGGUUAUUGUUGAACCUUCUGAGGUUGAGAUGAUUCAGAGUUUAAGGAGGGGGCUUGGAGAGAGACCAGAAUUUUUGAAAUUAAUGGGAGUAGGGACUUGCCCAAAUGGACUGAGGGUCAGCACUGAGGGACAACCAGGCAUUACAAGUUAUGCAUUUCUCUCCAGCAGCUCUGUUAUCUGGAAGGGUGAGUCCCUGUAGAAGCAGACUUUAUUGCUAGCUGCCUCCCACUCUUCCUGGCACUUUCCAUCUAUACAGUUUCCAACUAAUUUGGAAAUAUUUUGGCCAUUGUUUCUGCAAAUGUUUGUUUUUUCCUCUUUCCACCCCUUUCCUUUCUGUCAAGGACUCCCAUUAAGUAUAUAUUAAUAUAUCACAUUUAUUAAUGGCCCCAUUGAUGCUCUUACACCCUCUCCCCACAACUAGGAAUUGAACUCAGGGCUUCACAGAUACCAGACAAGCACUCUACAACUGAGUUGUGUCCCCAGCCCAUCUUAAUAGACUUAUUAACUUCCUCUUUACAAGUUGUGUUUUUCUGUUUCAUUGUAUGCAUUGGAUGCCACACAUUGUGAAUUUUGUCUUGUUGGAUUCUAGAUAUCUUUGUUUUACUGUAAACAUUCUUCAGCUUUUUUUCUUCUUCUGGGAUUCAUUUAAGUAAGUUGGAAUCACUUUGAUCCUGUGAACUCUUAACCAUCUUGGGUUCAGACUUCUAGCUCCAUCUUCUCAACUCAGGCAGUCUUCAGGACUCUAUCUUGAUUUCUUCUCCCUGCUCUGUGACCUGAAAACUUUCUCUAAGCAGUAAGCAGGGCCAGCUGGAAGGCUCAUUUAUUUCCUGUCUUUCAGGGGUCACUAUCCUUUGCUGCUUGUUGUCCAGUGUCUUGAAAAUUGUUGUGUACUAUAGUUGUUUUAUUUUUUUAUUUUGGUUGUUUUUGGGGAAAGGAUAAAUCUGGCCCCUGUGUUUUCAUCUUGGGUAGAACACUUCUUCAACUUUCAAACUGCCAAGAAACACUUUACACGCUACUUUUGUUAUUGCCAUUUUACACCUGAAAACAUGGAGGCACUGGGGAAUUGAACAAGUCCCAGAUGUCUGAGCUAGUUGGUGGUACAGUUGGAGCUGACCUAGAGUCAUGGGUCUGUAAGUCACAGGUUUCAAAGCAGGGCUAGCGCCCUCUCCGUGGGCGGUACUGAGAGGCGCAAUCAGGAGCUCAGCUCUGGGAUCCCAGGCUGGGUGGGGAAGACUGGUCAGAGAGCUUCUGGCAGGAGUGUGUCCUUGCCCAUUUUGUGCUGCAAUAACGGAAUACUUGAGACUGGGUAAUUUAUAAUGAACAGGGAUUUACUGACUCGUUCUGGAGGCUGGGGGGCUGUCUCUGUUGAAGGCCUUCUCGGUCAUCUGACGGUGGAAGGGCAAAAGGAGGGUGAGAGAGACAGCAAGAGGCAAGCUUUUACAAGUGAUCCACUCCUACAAUAAGCAUCGAUCCAUUCUUGAGGACAGACCCCGUGUGAUCCAGCCACACCCAGUCAGCCCCACCUCCCCACACUCUGCACUCGGAAUCAAGUUUCCAACACAUUUAGGGACACAUUUUAAUCACAGCAAAGAGGAAUGCAGGGGCACUGGGGAGGGUGUGGGGAGGUGAGAGCAGGGAGGCUGUGUUUAGCUGGUAGGAAGGAGGUCAGAGGCACAGCCUUGAUAUGAGAGGACUUGUAUGAGGGAUACAGGCAUUGAUCUUAGGGAGAAUGCUGGGCCCAGCCUGGAGAGAUCCCAAUCUGAAGGGGCAGGGAAUGUGGAAGGGCAGAGACUAAAACCAGAGAUGAUCAGUAGGUCUGUCUGGCUGGUGGGCAGGAGGGGAAACCAUUCACAGACCUCCUUCUGAAGGAGGGGUGUCUCAUAAAGCCCAGGUCUUUCUCCCAGGCCCCACUGUGUCUUCCUGUCUCCAGGUCCAAUCUCAGUUUUGUGUGUAGCUGAUGUACCAUGUGCCAUGUGAAUGUAUGUUCUGUGCACCUGUGUGGGUGUGUGUGCAUGCUUAAACAUGUUCAUGUGGGCUUAAAUAUGUGUGUGUUCAAUGCCUCGGUGGUCAAAACCCAUCAAGACCCCAUAGGCCUGGUUUCCUUCCCUGCUUGGGUUGCACCUCCUCAGAUGUCUGAGCCCCCUGCCCCAUUAUGCCUUGCUCUCCAGCUCCCAUCCCCAGAUGGAUGCCCAGGUCCUAACACCCCCUCUCUCACAGGGCCACCUUCUCCCCAGACCCUCCAGCAACACCUCUGCUCCAGGUUCCGUCUCAGUCUGCUUGCCCUGGGCUUCAAUGUCCUACUGCUGGUGGCCACAUGUGUGAUUGGGUCCCAAAGCACACAGCUGCAAGUGGAGCUGCAGGCCCUGAAAGAAGCGUUCAGCAAUUUCUCCUCCAGCACCCUGAUGGAGAUCCAGGCUCUAGACCUCUAUGGAGGCAGGGCAGGUGGCAAGUUGACAUCCUUGGGAGCCCAUUUGGAGAAAAAGCAGAAAGAUCUUCAAGCAGAUCAUGCUACCUUGCUCCUUCACCUGAAGCACUUUCCAGUGGAUCUGCGCACCCUGGCUUGUCAGAUGGCAUUCCUCCAGAGCAAUGGCACAGAAUGCUGCCCCGUUAACUGGGUGGAGUAUGAAGGCAGCUGCUACUGGUUCUCUCGUGCUGGGAUGACCUGGCCCGAGGCUCGCAAUUACUGCCAGCUGGAGAAUGCCUACCUGGUGGUCCUCAACUCUUGGGAGGAGCAGAAAUUCAUUACACAACACACCAGCCCCUUUCAUACCUGGAUAGGUCUCACAGACAGUGAAGGCUCCUGGAAAUGGGUGGAUGGAAGCGACUACAGGCAUGGCUACAGGAACUGGGCGCUCUCUCGGCAACACAGCUGGUGGGGCAGCGAAGCGGGUGGAAGCAAAGGCUGUGCUGAAGUCCUGUCCAGCGGCUUCUGGAACGACAAUUUCUGCCAGGAGGUGAACCGAUGGGUGUGUGAGAUGCGGCAGAAUAUCACCGACUAGGAGCCCCUUGCCAGCAGGACUUUCCAUGCCCCACCCCUCUCACCUGAGGAU
Molecule: messenger RNA, 3848 nt
Organism: Fukomys damarensis (Damara mole-rat)
Lineage: Eukaryota; Metazoa; Chordata; Mammalia; Rodentia; Bathyergidae
Product: asialoglycoprotein receptor 2
Exons: 7
Coding region: 2763-3797 (344 amino acids)
Molecular function (GO): signaling receptor activity
Source: RefSeq, a predicted model, not a curated record